CAAAAACGCUUCGUCCCGCAGGGGAUUCGCCGCGGUCCCCACGGGCAUGAGCAGCUGCAUCCCUAAAAAUGGAAAUCACUGCUCCUGCAACAUCCAAGUGCAUUAUAUACUGGAAAAGAAAAGUCAAGUCAGAAUAUAUGCGUCUUCGUCAGCUCAAGAGAUUUCAGGCAAAUAUGGGAGCUAAGGCUCUGUUUGUGGCCAAUUUUGUGAAAGUUCAUGAAAAAACUCAAAUUCUCAAUGAAGACUGGAAGAAGCUUCGAGUCCAACCCGUGCAGUUAAUGAAGCCGGUCAGCGGACACCCUUUCCUGAAGCAGUGCACUGUUGAGAGCAUUUUUCCAGGAUUUCCAAGUCAGACGCUCUACAUGAGAACCCUGAACACAGUGGCAUUGGUGCCUAUUAUGUAUUCCUGGUCCCCUCUUCAGCAGAAUUUCAUGGUGGAGGAUGAAACCGUUCUGUGCAAUAUCCCUUACAUGGGAGACGAGGUGAAGGAAGAAGACGAAACCUUCAUCGAAGAGCUUAUUAAUAACUAUGAUGGGAAAGUUCAUGGAGAGGAAGAAAUGAUUUCAGGAUCCGUGCUCAUCAGCGAUGCUGUGUUCCUGGAGCUGGUGAACGCCUUGAAUCAGUACUCGGAUGAGGAAGAGGAAGGACACAACGAUCCUGAGGUGAAGCAGGAGGACGGGAAGGAGGAGCUGCCAGUCACAAGGAAAAGGAAACGAGUCGCGGCAGAAGGUAACAAAAAGUGUUCUAAGAAGCGCUUUCCAAAUGACAUGAUCUUCACUGCGAUUUCUUCCAUGUUUCCUGAAUAUGGCUUCCCGGAUGACAUGAAAGAGAGGUACCGAGAGCUUACGGAAGUCUCUGACCCCAAUGUGCUGCCCCCGCAGUGCACCCCCAACAUCGAUGGCCCCUGUGCAAAGUCGGUGCAGCGGGAGCAAUCCCUGCACUCCUUCCACACGCUCUUCUGCCGGCGCUGCUUCAAAUACGACUGUUUUCUGCAUCCUUUUCAUGCUACUCCUAAUGUGUACAAACGAAAGAACAGAGAGACCAAGAUUGAGCCAGACCCUUGCGGGGCAGACUGCUUCCUCUGGCUGGAAGGAGCCAAGGAGUUUGCGGCGCUGCACAACCCCAGGUCCAAGUGCUCAGGCCGGCGCCGCCGGAGGCACCAUGUGGUGAGCGCCUCCUGCUCCAACACGCUGGCGUCCACGGUUGCUGAGACGAGGGAGGGAGACAGCGACAGAGACACAGGCAAUGAGUGGGCCUCUAGUUCCUCGGAGGCCAACUCCCGCUGCCAGACGCCCACCAAGCAGAAGCUGAGCCCUGCCUCGUCCCAGCUCUUCGCGGUGGAGACGCCGCAGGAGCCCGUCGAGUGGACGGGCGCCGAGGAGUCGCUCUUCCGCGUGUUCCACGGCACCUACUUCAACAACUUCUGCUCCAUCGCCAGGCUGCUGGGAACCAAGACGUGCAAACAGGUCUUUCAGUUUGCGGUGAAAGAAUCACUUAUAACAAAACUGCCAACAAACGAAUUAAUGAAUCCAUCCCAGAAGAAGAAAAGGAAGCACAGGCUGUGGGCUGCGCACUGCAGGAAGAUUCAGCUGAAGAAAGAUAACUCACCUACCCAGGUGUACAACUACCAGCCCUGUGACCACCCUGAACACCCCUGUGACAGCUCCUGUCCUUGCAUCAUGACCCAGAAUUUCUGUGAGAAGUUCUGCCAGUGCAACCCUGACUGUCAGAACCGCUUUCCAGGGUGCCGCUGCAAAACGCAGUGCAACACCAAGCAGUGCCCGUGCUACCUGGCAGUGCGGGAGUGCGACCCGGACCUCUGCCUCACCUGCGGGGCCUCCGAGCACUGGGACUGCAAGGUGGUCUCCUGCAAGAACUGCAGCAUCCAGCGGGGGCUCAAAAAGCAUUUGCUGCUGGCACCCUCUGAUGUGGCUGGCUGGGGGACGUUCAUCAAAGAAUCCGUGCAGAAGAAUGAAUUUAUCUCUGAGUACUGCGGUGAGCUUAUUUCACAGGAUGAGGCCGACCGGCGAGGCAAGGUCUAUGACAAGUACAUGUCGAGCUUCCUCUUCAACCUCAACAACGAUUUUGUUGUUGAUGCCACACGCAAAGGAAAUAAAAUCCGCUUUGCCAACCACUCUGUGAACCCCAAUUGCUAUGCCAAAGUUGUGAUGGUGAAUGGAGACCAUCGGAUAGGAAUCUUCGCCAAGAGGGCCAUCCAGGCGGGAGAGGAGCUCUUCUUUGACUACAGGUACAGCCAGGCAGAUGCCUUGAAGUAUGUUGGCAUAGAGAGGGAGACGGAUAUCAUCUAGGCCCGGUGCUGGGUGGCCCCGGCACCCCUCGCUGCUGCACCUCUAAGCAAUGCCAUGUUUGCUUCACGCUUACAUGACUGCUGCCAGUGUUCCCAUUGCUGUGUGUCACCAGUGCUACAUUCCAUCCCGACACGGGCCAGGGCUGCUCGGGCACGGAGCGUGAGGUGGCUGCACCCACCGGGGGCAGUUUUGCCCAGCCCUGAGGUGGCGCAGGCACCAGAGCCUGAUGCUGUCGGUGGCCUCCGGGGCUGGACACUGCCUUGAUGUGGACCGAGGUGACUGGGGCCUGGAGAAGGACCUGCCAGGAGCUCUCAGAGGCUCUUUCCACUUUCCACCAGCGGCUGGAAGAAGAGCAGGUGAAGGGAGCACCUGCCCCAAGGUGCAGAGGGCCGAGCGUGGAGGCCCUGGGCCUCUGCUGCCUCCUGCUGCACGUUUCAUCCUGUCGCUGAGGCCACAGGGACGUGGUUGGAAAUGCAGAGACUUGGCCCCGCGCCUGCACGUGUGGCCACAGCAGUCGCUGGCCCCACAGCUGCUGCCAGCGAGUCCGUGUGGCAUCAGCCAUGGGGCUACGAGCAGUACUAUGCAAAAAGUCACUUUUGGUAGGAGCUGAUCAGAGCUGCUCAGAGACAAAGAACAGGAGAGAGGAUUUGCUGCAAGCAGCAGAGGAACGAGUUUCCCCUUGGACACUUCUGGAUCUGUGGGAGCAGAUCCCCUGGGGCUCCGGGCCUCCCUGCUGGCAGCAGCUCCUGGGCGCUGCUUAGCUGGGCUCGAGCAGGGCUCGACAGAUCUCACCGGCUGAGCGGGGAGGAGGGGGCCUCCUAAGUAGGGGGGCUCCUAACAAAGGGGUUUCUCGCGCUCUGGUCACUGGCUCCAGGGAGAAAAGGGGAAAUGUUCUCGGUUGAGAUGGGGUUUGGCC
This is a messenger RNA of Nothoprocta perdicaria, 3225 nucleotides long. It is a transcript of the gene EZH1, whose product is annotated as enhancer of zeste 1 polycomb repressive complex 2 subunit. Lineage: Eukaryota; Metazoa; Chordata; Aves; Tinamiformes; Tinamidae. Bases 69 to 2309 code for a protein of 746 amino acids. Gene Ontology annotation, molecular function: protein binding; histone H3K27 methyltransferase activity. Gene Ontology annotation, biological process: chromatin remodeling. The record is from RefSeq and is a predicted model, not a curated record. The transcript is spliced from 20 exons.